Molecule: messenger RNA, 1461 nt
Organism: Fraxinus pennsylvanica
Lineage: Eukaryota; Viridiplantae; Streptophyta; Magnoliopsida; Lamiales; Oleaceae
Source: the annotation of a GenBank genome assembly
AUGCAAAUACAACAGGAGCAGCUAGUUGAACCUGAGAAAACAAGUGAAUGCCAAAAGUCGACUGAUUCUUUUGAACGAGUGGAUCUUAAUGGAGAACAAAAUAAUGGAGAGUUAAUGGAUGAAGAAGAAAUCGAAUAUGAAGAAGUUGAAGAAGAGGAGGAGUUAACUGAAGAGGAAGAACCAGAAGAAGAAGUUGAAAAACAAGAGGAGGAAGAGGCUGACAUUGCUAAUGGUGGUGAAACUAAAACAGGGCUCAUUGCCAAUGCAUCGAAAGUUGAGAAUGAGGAUGAGAGUCAAAAGCACGUUGAACUUCUUGACCUUCCUCCUCAUGGUUCAGAAGUAUGUAUUGGUGGAAUUUCUCAAGAUACUACAGAGGAAGACUUAAGAGGUUUUUGUGAGUCUAUUGGGGAAGUGGCCGAGGUCCGAAUAAUGAAAGGCAAAGAUUCUGGCGAGAACAAGGGCUUUGCUUUUGUGACCUUUAAAAAUGUUGAGUUUGCAUCUGAAGCCACCGAAAAGCUGAACAAGGCUGAGUUAAAGGGGAAAAAGAUAAAAUGUUCUUCAUCUCAAGCGAAGCACCGGCUGUUUAUUGGUAAUAUUCCUAAGAGCUGGAGCGAUGAAGACUUGAAGACAGCAGUCACAGAAGCUGGGCCUGGUGUUAUUUCUGUGCAACUGGUUAAGGACACACACACCUCUAAUAAAAAUAAGGGAUUUGCCUUUAUAGAGUACUAUAAUCAAGCGUGUGCAGAGUACUCAAGGCAGAAAAUGACAAAUCCAAAAUUUAAGCUCGAGAAUAACGCUCCCACUGUGAGCUGGGCUGAUCCUAAAAGUUCUGAUUCCGCAGCUGCUUCGCAGGUUAAGGCAGUGUAUGUAAAGAAUCUUCCAAAGGAAAUAAAUCAAGAUCAGCUUAAGAAGAUUUUUGAACGUGACGGGAAGAUCUCAAAAGUGGUCCUACCACCAGCAAAGCCUGGAAUGGAAAAUAAUAGAAUUGGUUUUGUGCAUUUCUUUGAUAGGUCUAGUGCUAUGAAAGCACUGAAAAACACUGAAAAAUAUGAAAUAGAUGGGAAAGUACUCGAGUGUUCACUUGCUAAGCCACAGGCAGAGCUGAAGUCCCAUGGAGGAUCAAACAUAAAAAUGCCAGGCCUGCUUUCAACUUAUUCACCUGCUGUUGGUUUUGGUUUCGCGGGUGGAGCUUAUGGCGCUAUUGGUAGUGGUUUUGGUGCAACUGGUUUUGCACAGCCUAUGGUCUAUGGAGGAGGAUCGACCCCUAUUGGCAUGGCCAUGAUGCCUAUGCUUCUACCUGAUGGACAGAUUGGAUAUGUCUUACAACAGCCGUGCUCGCAAACGCGUACCCCUCCAACACCUAAAGGCAGUAGCAGGAGUGGUAAUAGAAGUGACAGCAGCUCCAACAGGGGGAGAUACAGCAAUGACGGUGGACAGGGGCGUCGGUAUCGCCCCUAUUAA